Messenger RNA from Leguminivora glycinivorella, 1670 nucleotides. RefSeq lists its product as uncharacterized. The record is from RefSeq and is a predicted model, not a curated record. The transcript is spliced from 7 exons. Gene Ontology annotation, molecular function: protein binding. Lineage: Eukaryota; Metazoa; Arthropoda; Insecta; Lepidoptera; Tortricidae. Bases 160 to 1530 code for a protein of 456 amino acids.
GGUGGUUGCGCCCGCGCCAGUCCGUGCUCGCACUCGGCCGCACGCGCGCGCUCGAGCGCCAUAUUGAAUUGUGACGUGUUGUCAUGACAACCACGUAAACAGAUCUUUGCCGCGUGUUUUUGAACUGCUUGAAGCUUAGUGCUGUGAUUUAAUAUUUGAAUGCGAUCGGAUAGAUCUUUUUACAUUUUGAAAAGAAUUUCAACAACAGAGAUUAUCGAAAACUGCGAUAAGAUGGAGAAGGACAAAAUAGUAUUCAAGGGCUCACACCCUGACAGCUUAUACCGAGUGCCACUGGGCGGAGCCGCAGGCGGCAGCAAAAUGGCACGGUUACUGAGGGUCAUGCGCUGGCCUGUUGCACUCAUCGUCGUAUGCGUCGCUCUGGCCAUCUUCGUGUACUUCCUUAUGCCUGACAACUUCCAGACGGGACCGGAGAUGAUAAACGCGACAUACUGGGAAUCGAACGUGGCGGUGGCCGACACUCACCGCGUCCACGACCACACAUACAAGCCAACGGAGUCCACGAAACUAAACAUUAAAGUGCCUGCUGACACGAGAACGCCGGAAAUAGAUUUUUACGAUGCAGACCACCAAAAAAAUGAAGAAUUGCAGGCUGUGAUCACUACAAUAACUGACAUGAUGAAAACGCCAGUUCCCCCAGUGUUCCCAACUCAUGUGGCACCAGAGGUACAAUAUGGAAACGAAAAUGCUGACACCGAUAAUCUGAGGUCACCGAAAGUAUUACACAAGAAAAAACAACUGCCCGCCGACUCCACGCUCAAACCUCACAUCACACAAAAACCAGAGAAACCUUUAGCUAUUUACUUCAAAGACGGGGAAGGUGUUACCACAACCACAACAACCACAACUAGCACCGAGGAUGCCAGAGAAGCGCUGGUCAACGAUUUGUACACUAUCCAAAAUGACAAAGUUACUCCAGAAAACGUAAAUGAUAUCGCGUACAAACCUUAUCUCGGUUUGUUACCUUGGCCCGUUAAGGCUGCCAACCUGGGACCCGUCCUGCCUCCUGAAAUGCAAGAAUUUUAUAUCCAAGGUCCGGCAAAAACAAACUUCACCUCAGGUCAUUCGAAACUCUUUGGAAUCGGGAUUGAAGAUGCUGAAAAAAUGCAAUCUACUACGCAGAGCUCUGUUUAUAACACAAGGGUGUCGCCGACGCUGCCGACGUGGCGUGAUAAAGUUGACACGACCACUAGGAACUACCCAGUAAAUGCUAAUCCUGAUGUAUCCCAGUGUCGGUCGACGAGCCAGCCGCUGUGCCGCGGCGUGUUGCCGUACGACCUGGCCAGCAAGCCGGCCAGCUUCGGCGGCGUGUCGGUGGCCACGCUGCUGCCGCAGAUCCUGUUCGUGGCCGCCACCAACUGCAGCGUGCGCUUCAAGUCCUUCGCCUGCGCGCUGCUGGAGCCCGAGUGCAGCCCAGCGCCGUAUGCCCCAAAAUGCCUUGCUAUAAUUUGUGCAAAGCUGUAUUGGACGGCUGUGAAAGCGAUCUCCCCCACGAGCUGCGCCCCAUGCUGAACUGCAAGCAGUACGCGAGCAGCAACUGCGUGGCGGCGCGCGCGCCGUGCGAGCGCCAGGAGAUGGCGUGCGCCGACGGUACCUGCAUACCCAGGGACUGGAUCUGUGACGGCGCUCAUGACUGCCCCGCCGGCGAGGAU